ACCACCUGACCCUAUUCACCGUUAGCACCGUUAGUAACCUCCGAAACCUCCAAGGAAGAUACUCCAUCAAAUAUCUGAUGUGAAUUAACCGAAUUGACCAAAUCUCAAGACAAUCAAUCAAGAUAUCAAGAUAUUCAACUUGCCAAGCAAAAACUACAUGGUAUACUGUUUAAUAAGUAAUAAUUCAUGAUGGAGUUACUCGAAAAUCCAUCAAUAAAAGUAAAAUAUCAAAAAUGCAAACUACGAGUGAAAAGAUGGGAGAGCAAUUUUAUGGAGCAAUACGGGAGGAGACCCAAUAAGAAUGAUAUAAAAAAAGCAGACUCCACAAUAAAAGAAUCCUACAAGAUGUACUGGAAACUUAAAACCCAGGCGUUGGAAGAAACCCUUUUGGACAUUACGUACACAGAUGAGAUCCAGGCCAACGUAUCUGCCAACUCCUUCGCUGACCAACUCGACUCAUCUCUUACUUUGGACUCUUCUCUGAGCCUUCCACUAAAUACAUCUGACAAGUCUGAAACUCCAGAAGCCUCGGGAGGAACAACCUUUGAGAGCUCCCUAAAAAACGUUGAAAACAUUGAUCCAGAAAAAUCCUCAGCACAGAAAGAUCCUGUGGAGAACUGUGGAGAACUCUCCAAAAGUGACAAUGUUAAUAUCGAUGGGGCCUGGGGCAACCAUUUAAACAAAGACCAUGAGGUUCCCAAGAAUGGCAAAAAACUGCUAGUAGGGAGGUCGUCCUCUUUCCAAUUGUCCCAAAAAAAAUUUACAUCCGGAAGUUUCUCACAAAGAAAUCCCAGAAAAUCAUUAACAAUGGCGAAGAUAAAAUCCAAAUCAGAUAUAAACAAACCAGUUGGUGCCUCCUCAUCGUCGAACAAUGAAGAAUCCUUCCACAGAGAAGAGAAACCGGCAUCCGAUGGAAUAUGUGGGGAUUCCUUGAAAAUAAAGUCAUUGGGGAUAAAAGUAUCUGCUCAACCAGUUAAUGCAAUUCAUCAAUUGAUGAGUGGUGCUUCAGCAAUUGCAGAACGAAAAUUGAAUCCUGGAUGGCUGGAGAGAUGUGCUAAGGAUGCUGGUCUUGAUCCGCUACCGCCUGUCAACCCCCAGAGACUAUCAGGCAUCAGUGAUUCGGGUGUGGAGUCCAUGGAUACUAGUGUCUUCUCUCCCCCUGAAACUACUCCCUCCAUUAGUGCAAAUAACUCUACACAGAUCUCAGAUGAUGAAGAGUUCGUCUGUAACAGCGAUGAUGAAGAGGAGAAUCAAAGAAAACGAGUGAGAAAUAUGAGAAGAACAUUGUCUGAUAAAUCUUUACCAGAACUCAAACGUCGAUGUCUUGGUCACUCCCCAGAAGUACAAGCGCCUACCGCCAUAUUUUCCCACACACUUUCAAGUAACGAUUGCGCUGCUAAUGGUCCUGAAAUUGUAGACCCUGUGCUCAGUAAUACUAAUGAUACCAAUUCACGGGAGAAGAUUGCUGACGAAAAAUUAUCCCACAACGAUCAAAUUGAGAAGAAGAUUCCCCCACAAACACAACAACAAUCUCCAAAAUAUUCAUCAACAUCAGCGCCAAACAAGAAGAAAGUCACCAAAAGAUCGAAAAAGGCUGUAUCUGAUGAUGAAGAAUAUGAAGAACAAAUACCUAAACCCAGAAAAACUAGAGUCGCACGUAAGAAACCAAUAGUAAAGAAACGUACUGAGUUGUUAAAAGAGAAAUCUCGCAGAGUUGGCAAACGAUCCACGAGAAUUAAAAAAAUGGUAGAGUCAGAAGAGGAAGAUGAGGAACAAACGGAAUCCUCUCUAAACAUUCCAAUUUACGGAGUGGAAGCUUUGCAAGUGGUUCCCAGAUUUGCAGUCCCCCGAGAUACAAAUGGUGAUUUAAUUUCCGAAUUCUCUCAGACAAUAGGAGAAUCCACAGCUGCCACAACAUUGACGAAAAAAUCUAAAAAACUCAUGACAGAAAAGGAAAAGCUCGAGGAGAAAUUAGCGUCUGGGAAAGCGAAUGAGAACUUCGUAAGGAUAAAUCUGAAAAAGAAGGUAUUUGUUCGUGGUAAACGUUCCUUCAAUUUCUCUAGAUAUAGGAAAAAUCAGUGGAAACAGAAGAAGAAGGAACUGGCAUCGUCUGAGGGGGCAUUAGAUCUGGCUGAUUUAGCUGAGAAAAACACGUGUUUCAAGUGUGGAGCAACUGGUCACAUGUCUCGAAAAUGUCCUGCGAUGAAGAGUGACACAUUAUUGCCCCUGGAAGAAACAGCAGAAGAAGUUUCAGCCUUCCCUACCCUUGAAGAGGUUGAAAAAAUGGCAAAAGAAAAGGCAGCGGAUGUUCAUGCUACAAGAAUGAAUUUGCUUCCUAAAUGUCCAUCAAUGUCAAACCCACCUUCACAAUCUGUGGAAACUAUUGACGAUGAAUUUUCCUUCGAUGAAGACGAUUUUAACGAUAUGGUUGGCCACAAAAUCCCCGAGGAUCUCGUUGCUAAACUAUUACCUCCAGCAACUCGUACAAUGGAUCCGGUGUAUCCAAUUUCCACCGCUGGAAAGCUUCAAGAAACCCCCGAAGAAGUAUUUGACACUUUAAAAAUGUUUGGACAUGAGAAUUUCCGGCCCGGGCAGGAGAAGGCAAUCAUGAGAAUUUUAUCUGGUCAAUCGACAUUGGUAACAUUGUCGACAGGCUCUGGAAAAUCUUUGUGUUAUCAACUUCCUGCCUACCUCUACUCUAAACGAACUCAUUGUAUUACCCUUGUGAUUUCUCCUCUGGUAUCUCUCAUGGACGAUCAAGUGACAGGAAUUCCUUCAUUCCUGUCAGCAGCUGCCCUUCACACUGGACAAAGUGAAAAGGUCCGAGAGAAAAUAAUACAAACUGUUAGAGAUGGAAAUCUAGAUAUUUUAUUAGUGUCUCCAGAGGCAGUUGUCGCUGGAGAGAAGUCGACAGGUUUUGGCAGUUUAUUGAGACAACUUCCACCGAUAGCUUUCGCUUGCAUUGACGAAGCCCAUUGCAUUUCCCAAUGGUCUCACAACUUCAGACCCUCUUACUUGAUGAUUUGCCGAGUUCUUUUGGAGAAACUUGGAGUGAAAACAAUUUUAGGAUUAACUGCCACCGCAACGAGGCACAAUGCCCAAAGCAUUGUUGAGCAUUUGAGAAUCCCCGAUGGAAUGGAUGGCGUCAUAUCUGAUAUCCCAAUGCCAAACAAUUUAACUUUAACUGUAUCGAAAGAUGAAAACAAGGAUCAAGCGUUAAUAUCUUUAUUGAAAAGUGAAAGAUUCAAAGAAUGUGAUUCUAUUAUUAUUUAUUGUACGAGACGAGACGAAUGUUUGAGGAUAGCAGGAACCCUACGAAUAUCUCUACAAGAUACAGUUGAUAAAAAUAAAGAGAAAGGUAAUUUUGAUCGGAGGAGAAAAGUGUCACAGAUUGCAGAGGCAUAUCACGCAGGUUUAGCUCCAAGUCGACGUAAAGUCAUUCAAAAAGCAUUCAUGAAGGGGGAGACGAGAAUUGUAGUGGCUACUGUGGCUUUUGGAAUGGGUAUUAAUAAAUCAGACAUUAGAUCAGUAAUCCAUUACAAUAUGCCAAAGAGUUUCGAAGGAUAUGUCCAGGAGGUUGGAAGAGCUGGAAGAGAUAGUUUACCAGCUCAUUGUCAUCUCUUCUUGAGUCCAACAGAAGAGUCCGAUAAGUGGGAACUUCGUCGUCACAUAUACUCAGACGGGGUAGAUCGACACACGAUCCGGAAACUUCUGCAGAAGAUUUUUAUUCCUUGCUCAUGUCCUCAAUCAAAGUCUAAGAAUCGUUGUCCAGGACAUGAGGUGGCCAUUCCAAUUGAUGAGACAGUUGCCUCACUCGAUAUCUCUGAGGAAACUAUUUCAACUCUUUUGUGCUAUCUUGAGCUACAUUCCAAAAAAUUCAUCACAGUUUUAUCCUCGGCUUAUUGUACUGCCAAAGUCUCGAGUUAUAAUGGCCCAAAUGCUCUAAAAACGGCAGCUCAAUGUUCUCCUCCUCUUGCAAUGGCUAUUGCUCUCGAUGCCAAACGAGGAAUUUCUCAUGAAAAGAGCUCUCUCAUUGAGUUUCCUGUGAUAGAUGUUGCGGCUGCUAUUGGAUGGGACAGUGGAGUUGUUAAAAGUCAUCUGAAGAAUUUAGAAUGGAAGACGGUGGAGGGAAGGCCCAAGAGGAGCUGCCUUUCUGUUAAAUAUGACAAGUUAGGGCUGAGGGUGAGAGCUCCUGGGGAUCUCGAUGAUGCUGAAUUGGAUGAAGCUCUCGAAACGUUGUAUAAGAGAACCCAAUCUCAGGAGAAGUCUUCCAUACAUCAGUUGGAGGUUAUAUAUGAAGCUUUAAAUGGAGUCAGUCAUGGUUCGGUAAGGGAAUGCAUGGAGUUGGACGAGGAAAGUCUGAGCAAGUCCGAGAAACUUAAAACAAUAAUUAGGGAGUACUUUCUAUCCAGUACACCGUUCAAUCUUUCAGAGAUCAACGAGAGUAAAACAAUAAUUAAUGAGUCAUCGGUCAUAUCAGAUAUUCGAAAUUUGAUUUCUAGUUAUAGGGAUAAUAAUUUUACGGGAAGAGCAGUGGCCAGAAUUUUUCAUGGAAUUCAAAGUCCGAAUUAUCCCGCUUUUACUUGGAGCAGGUGUAAAUUUUGGAGAUCACAUCUGCAGACAGAUUUUAAUGCUAUUGUUCAAAUUGCUACUAGGGAAAUUUUAGCAUCUAGGUAAUAAACAAGGGGAAGUUAUUCAAGGUUUUGUAAUUGAUUGUUUUUAAUAGGAAAGUUACGGUUAAAGAUAUUGUUGACACUUCGUAUGAUGUUAUGACGGAAGGUCAAUUUACCAUUAAUUUGCCACUUAUUUUGUAAAUAUUUUCGAACGAAAAAUGUAAUUUGAUUUAUGAAAUCAUCUUAUUUGUCGGAACUUUAGUGAAAUGGGAAUAACUUCAUUUGAUAGUUUGUUGUCUUGAAAACGUACUACUCAAUAUAUGAUUUUCUACAAAUCCACAAUAAUAAACAAAUAUACUAAUAAUUAGUGUGCUAACCAGUAGUUGUGUUACCAAACAUUGGUCCACCCGAAACAUUCGGAUAUGACAAUUUUUUAAAAACUUGCGCUACUUUUCCCUUGAAUUCCCUUUAAAAGUAGGUUGUCACAUGGGAAUUUUUCGAGUUGGUCACUCGAAUUCCUUGGUGGCCCUCUGCUUGGUCCCCCCGACCAGUGGGUAGCACACUACUUUCUUCACGUACUCACACAGAAUAGUCCUCUUUUUGUUCUACGAUGACGUAUUAGAAACCGAAAAUUCAAUAAAAAUCGAAUUUCCAAUGAAUCUUUAAUUGUAGUGACUUGAAAGAAUGAAAUUUUGUAAGUUAGGUGGCGAGGAGACGAUAAAGAGAAAUAAAUUGAAUGACCCUUUUUGUAAUUUUAUAAGGUAUUUUUGUCAACGAUUUGCUUAUUUAAUUAAUUGAAAUAUCAUUGUAAUAGACUCCUACGUAGGCGUAUUAUAUUAAUCUAGUAAUUUUGCAAAUAUUUAAUUACAAUUGAGGGAUUAAAAAAAUGGUUUUUCCAUAUGUGUAUAUAUAUAUUUUUUUCUUUUAUAGGAACAUUCAGUGAUUUCAAAUACCAGAUGAACUGACAAUUAUACGUUAUUGAAAAAUAUAAAUUUUGACAAAUAAAAUCUAGUUUUUUAAAACGUUA
Fopius arisanus is the source of this 5640-nucleotide messenger RNA. RefSeq names its product RecQ4 helicase (gene RecQ4). Gene Ontology annotation, biological process: DNA replication; double-strand break repair via homologous recombination. Gene Ontology annotation, molecular function: four-way junction helicase activity; zinc ion binding; nucleic acid binding. Gene Ontology annotation, cellular component: nucleus; chromosome; cytoplasm. The transcript is spliced from 2 exons. The record is from RefSeq and is a predicted model, not a curated record. The coding region runs from base 187 to 4677 and encodes 1496 amino acids. NCBI's taxonomy places the organism in Eukaryota, Metazoa, Arthropoda, Insecta, Hymenoptera, Braconidae.